AUGGCUUCCGACUUCUGGGCGGGCUACCUAAGUGGUGCACUAGGAAUAAUAAUCGGCAACCCUCUUGAUGUCAUCAAAGUCCGGCUGCAGGCGGGAGAUGGGCAUACAGCUGCAUCACCGACACAUCUAAGCCGCCUGGAAAAAGCAACCUCAUUAGUUCGAGGCGCCGCAGCCCCAAUCCUAGGCUACGGAGCCCUAAACGCCAUCCUCUUCGUGGCCUACAACCGCACACUAACAAGCCUAGACAAUUCCAUAGCAGAUCCAACAAACCCAACUGGGGUCUCACCAUACAAAAUCUGGCUAGCUGGAGCCGCAGGCGGACUGGCCAGCUGGACGAUCUCCUCGCCCACGGAAUUCAUCAAAUGUCGUGCGCAGCUAGAUCCACGAGCCGAGGUAUCGUCGUGGGCGGUGGCUAAGGACAUCAUCCGCACGCGCGGCUGGAGGGGUCUUUAUUUUGGUGGAGGUAUUACUAGCGCUAGGGAUGCAAUUGGCUAUGGGUUCUAUUUCUGGUCCUACGAACUAUGCAAACGAUUUAUGAUUUCUGAUGAUGACGGUACAUAUCAAUCUGCUAUGAAUAUUUUGCUGUGUGGGGGUAUUGCUGGGGUUGUCACUUGGGGCUCGGUAUUCCCUUUGGAUGUUAUUAAGACGAGGUUGCAGGCGCAGACGAUUGGGGACCAUGGCCAGGUAUCCGAAAGCCAGGCUUUAUUGGGACGACGGAAAUUGAGCUCUUUCCAAAUUGCCAAGGAGACAUAUCGGGCCGAGGGUGUGAAGGCAUUCUACCGUGGUCUGGGGGUUUGCAGUGUUCGGGCAUUCAUUGUGAAUGCUGUUCAGUGGGCGGCAUACGAAUGGCUAAUGAAGAGCUUUAACCAAUUGGGUACACAACCAGUGGAUUUGGGGAUAUGA
Molecule: messenger RNA, 903 nt
Organism: Penicillium antarcticum
Lineage: Eukaryota; Fungi; Ascomycota; Eurotiomycetes; Eurotiales; Aspergillaceae
Exons: 4
Coding region: 1-903 (300 amino acids)
Biological process (GO): transmembrane transport
Molecular function (GO): transmembrane transporter activity
Source: RefSeq, a predicted model, not a curated record